Onychomys torridus (southern grasshopper mouse) is the source of this 5326-nucleotide messenger RNA. RefSeq names its product protogenin (gene Prtg). Lineage: Eukaryota; Metazoa; Chordata; Mammalia; Rodentia; Cricetidae. The transcript has 10 exons. Gene Ontology annotation, molecular function: protein binding. Gene Ontology annotation, cellular component: plasma membrane; axon. Bases 1 to 1617 code for a protein of 538 amino acids. Gene Ontology annotation, biological process: axon guidance; cell-cell adhesion. The record is from RefSeq and is a predicted model, not a curated record.
AUGGUGGCGCGGACGCAGGAGCAUGCAAAAUGGAGGAUGUCGCUGGUUUCCUUUCUAGACCCCAGAAGAAAAUACCACGUGAGGCUGCUGGCGUACAACCACAUGGAAGACGGCUACCAGGCUGACCAAACCGUCAGCACUCCAGGAUGCGUGUCUGUUCGUGAUCGUAUGGUCCCUCCGCCGCCGCCGCCCCACCAUCUCUAUGCGAAGGCUAACACCUCCUCUUCCAUCUUCCUGCACUGGAGGAGGCCUGCGUUUACCACGGCCCAAGUCAUUAACUACACCAUCCGCUGUAACCCUGUCGGCCUGCAGAACGCCUCUCUGGUUCUCUACCUGCAAACAUCAGAGACCCACAUGUUGGUUCAAGGACUGGAACCAAACACCAAGUAUGAAUUUGCAGUCCGGCUGCAUGUGGAUCAGCUCUCCAGUCCCUGGAGCCCCGUGGUCUACCAUUCCACACUCCCAGAAGCACCCACAGGCCCCCCGGUGGGCGUGAAGGUGACCCUGAUCGAGGACGACACUGCCCUUGUUUCCUGGAAACCCCCGGAUGGCCCAGAGACAGUUGUGACCCGCUACACCAUCUUGUAUGCUUCCAGGAAGGCCUGGAUUGCGGGCGAGUGGCAGGUCCUCCACCGAGAAGGGGCAAUCACCAUGGCUCUCCUGGAAAACCUGGUGGCGGGGAACGUGUACAUCGUCAAGAUAUCUGCAUCCAACGAGGUGGGAGAAGGGCCCUUUUCCAACUCCGUGGAGCUGGUUGUCCUGCCCAAAGACACCUCAGAAUCAAACCAGAGACCCAAGCGUUUGGAUUCUUCUGAUGCCAAAGUUUAUUCAGGCUAUUAUCAUCUGGACCAGAAGUCAAUGACCGGUAUCGCCGUAGGUGUUGGCAUAGCCUUGACCUGCAUUCUCAUCUGUGUUCUCAUCUUGAUAUACCGAAGCAAAGCCAGGAAGUCAUCUGCCUCCAAGACGGCACAGAAUGGAACCCAGCCGUCAUCCCGGGCCCGUGCUUCUAGAGCCCCGGGGAGUGAUGUGGGGAAGAACCUGGAGAGGGUGACAGAGAAUGAAGAGUCCUUGGUACCCAUGAUGCCAAGCAGCUUCAUUGAUGCGAAGGGAGGGACUGAUCUGAUCAUCAAUAGCUAUGGUCCUAUAAUUAAAAACAACACCAAGAAAAAGUGGCUUUUUUUCCAAGACACCAAGAAGAUGAAAGUUGAACAGACUCAAAGAAGAUUUACUCAGCCCGUCUGCUUUUACCAGCCAGGCACCACCGUGCUCAUCAGCGAUGAGGACUCCCCCAGCUCCCCAGGCCAGACCACCAGCUUCCCAAGACCCUUUGGGGCUGCCCUUGACACGGAGCAUUCAGCAAACAGUGAAGGCAGCCAUGAGACAGGGGAUUCUGGAAGGUUCUCCCAUGAGUCCAAUGAUGAGAUACACCUGUCCUCGGUCAUCAGCGGCACCCCCCCCACCUCGAAUUCCCUCGCCGGUGGUGAUGCUGAUGGAGAUGAUGUGCUGAAGAAGCAUGGAGACCCUGCCGAGCCCUUGUCAGAUGAGCAGACUUACUCCUCAGCCCCACAGCCGCCGUCUGCAGGGCUGCGCUUGGCUGCCGAGGGGUUGCCCAUCUAGACAGCCAUGCUCAGGGAUUCACAAGCAUCUGUUCGAAGGACAAUGAACAGGGAGCCAAAGCCUGUGAAAAUCUUGAUGUCUUAUCUGUUUCUUGGUUUUUGUUUUUGUUUCUUUUUUUAAUCUUUAAAAAAAAUUUUUAAUUAUUUUUAAGCGCACGAAUUUUGAAUGUUUCAACUGUCAACAAUGUGAAAAAGGGCAGGUCAGGAUGCUUGACUGUGUUCUAAGAUACAUCACUGGAGCGGAGGGAAGACUGCCCGAGCCCUCUGCUGAAUAGCUACCUCAGUUUGCUGUUGGCGGACUCCGAAGAGCUGUGGCUUCUCUGCAGCAUAGCCAGCGGGACUUCUUAGCGACGCCGGUGUCCAUUGUGUGUGUGAUGUGUGUGCCUGAGGAGUCCGGUGGGUAGAUGAGGAAGAAUGUUGAUCUGAAGCUCUGGUUUUUUGUUUUUUUUUUCUUUUUCCUUUUCCAACUGUGACAUCUGCGUGAUUUGGAUAACGUUAAGACCUCCGGCUGUGAGGAGAAAAUACGGGACUAUAUUUAUUUGAAUGGAUGAAACAAGUAUGUCUCUUUGGAGAAGAGAACCAUUCCAUAGCAUAUAGGGGAGCGUAUCCUUGCAAGGCUGUUGGGAUUGGAGCACCAGGGCAGGAGUACUUUGCUCCAGCCCAGCCCAGCCUGCAAAAGCUACCUUCCGCUUGGCCUCAUCAAGGGCUGCGCUGUCUCUUUGGUGGGACAUCUUCCGAGUUUCCGAGCUAGCUGCAAAACACAGUGGAGGAAAGUGGAUUUUUUUAUUUUUAUUUUUUUAAUGGUUCAGAUUUUCUUUUUUAAAAUCCCAGUUUGGCUUCAAAUGGUGAAGACGUGUCAUGAAGUCAAGUCUCAAGAACGAAGAGCCACGAGGCGGUAGACUAUAAGAUGAACUUGUGGUUUUCCCAACAGCAGUGCCUUCCAGUAGAGAUUGUGAAAAGUUUUGCCUUAUACCUUUUUAAUAUUCAUGAAGAUGUUUAGGAAAAAGGGUACCAAAAAUUUGCCUUAACAAAGCUUGGGUCUUACCGUUAGCUCUUUUGCUACCUGGCACCUCGUUGGCGAUGUUCUCCUUUUGAAGUGUGUAGGAUUGUACCCCACCACCCCAGUGGCUGAGCUUACUGCCCCACUAACUCCAGGAGUGAGUGCAUCCUCUGCCUGGUUUGAAUUCAGCAAGCUGGUUACUCAGCCCCUUAGAGCAGGGAGGGCCCUCUCAGUCCUGAGACAACAACCUAGAGGCUGAGCCGCAUGGGGGGACAAAAAAUGAGAGCCACAGAAGAGAGGCAUGUCCUCAGCUUUUCAAAACCGUGGGUCCACCCCCCAGUUUUUUUGGAAAUGGUUUUUGAGUUGCAUUUUAAAGGAAGGACCCUCGGUGGGUUUUUUCCCUUGAAACCUUCUCUCUACAGAUGGGACAGGUCCUGCCCAAAGGUGUCCUAAAGUCAAGGGAGCGGCUGGAUAAUCAUCCCGGGGUCGUCUGUCUCGACCCACUCUACUACCAUGGUUUUCUCAUUGUGAUUCUAAGUUUUGUGCCAAAUUGGACGCGCUUAGAACCUGACCCACAGGAUGUGCCAGCUGCCGCCUCUGAGCACAGUUCUGUCCCUUUCCUUGUGUUGUGGGCUUUUCGGCAACAUGGGGGGAACGAGAAAAAGAAAAGAAAGAAAAAACAGAGCUUUCGGUGAACAAUGGGAGGCAAGAAAACCGGCCUCCCCUGCCUGCGUGCUCCUGUUUAUACUACCUCCUCUUUAAAGUUAUUCCAGUGUUAGUGUUCUUUCCUGUACUCAGGGAGUUUUUCUGUUGUUGUUGUUUUUUGUUGUUUGUUUGUUUGUUUUUUGUUUCUCUUGAGCUCAUGACGCAUGGGCGGGUGCAUUGACAGGGUAUGGUGGUGUUUGGUUCAGUAGAAGUCUGUGGGCCAACUUCUAUCAGUAUCUGAAAUGGAGAGGUCCAAGGGGGAUCACUGUUCUCCUCAAUCUUCAAAAGCAAACAGAGCGGAAAGGUGAGGCUUCAGGCUUAGGGCCAUACACAUGUGAACUGUGUUCCCUGCCUGGGUCGUCGGAAAGGGUGUGAGGGGACACUGCCCCAGAAGAAAGUGCUGUUUGUUGAUGACUGGGCCCUUAGUUACGGUAGACCUUUAGCUUAUAACUAUUUGCUAGUUCAUCUUUUUAACCUUCCAUUCUCUUCUUAUGCAGUCAUAAUUCUCUUACCAAAGAAUUUCUAGUAGAAAAUGAAAGUUCUAUUAUAAUUACCCUAAAUUGAGUUCACUAAUAACAGCUAUGAAUAGACUAAAUUACAAGUAACUUCUGACCCUAAACUGUAGGGUUUAUAUUGAUAGUUACAGUUAAUUCAUUAGAUUAGUGACAUUAACUACCUUACUGUCACCAGAAUGUUUAAAAUACGUUGUGAUUUCCUCACCAGAAGAUGUUAUAAAGUAUUUCAACUGUAGGGCUUUUUUUUCUUCAGCAAGUAAAGAAAUCUUUAACUCUAUAGUAUUAAUGUAUUUCAAAUUUUUGAAAUUACUUGUUGGAGAGAAAAAAAACCGAAUCUUAUCACUAAAAAUAAAUGUUUUGAUCUCAUGGAAUAAGGUAUUUAAUGUUCAGCAAAGGCUCUCAGCUUGGCGAAAGCAAGCUUCUUUGAAGUCUGAAGUAUGAAAUUCUAACUAAAGUGUGAAGGUUAGCAUUUCUUACUCAUGGUAUUAUUUCUUCAUCAUAUUUCAACUCCAAAUAAGCUGAUAUGCAAAUUGGUAACUGCUUCAUUUUCCAAAGACAUACUUGUUAGUGCUGAUAACCUGGCUGUCAUUUUUAAUGUCAAAUAUUACAAUAUACUGCUCAUCGUUAUUUUCAUACCAAAGACCAUUAAAAUAUAUAAUUUAGCCUGUAAGUAAAGAUGAGCAGAUUUAAAAUAAAUUUAUUUAGAAGAAGCAGAUAGGGAAUCUAGUUUUAGUGGCGAAAGGAAAAUACCAGAAGUUUACAUGGUUAAAGGCAAUACAGUUAUAGUGGUAUUUAUCAGUGUUUUUAUUCGAGUACUUUAUAUCAGCAAAUUAAAAAGAAAUUAAAAACCAAAGAUAUUUAAAUAUCCUCCAAAUAUAGGGAAAUUUAGCUGUACAUUGAACUGUCGUUUGUUGUUUCUAUGUUAAUGAAACGUCUCUCCAGAACCUCACUUCUGUGUCCAGAGGGCAUCCCAAGGAUUUUCAGUGAAAUCUGCUGGUUCAACCACAGGGAUAUUUUUGCUAAAUGGUAUGAUACUUCCAUAAGAGGCUGUGAAUGUGAGGGGUCAACAGAUACAAUAAAACCAAGCUCCUCUGUUACUGGGUACUGUGGGAACCCCUAAAUCUGCCUGUAUAGUCUGCAUUCCUAUGUAAAGUCAUUCUCUGGUUAUUCAGGAAGCUUGAAGAAGGCAAAAGAAGUGAGCCACUGUUUGGGUUGGGCAGUGCUUUGAGUUAAAAUGUGGUCCCUAAAUUGUAAGGUUUUCAUUACAUCAAAGAAGCUGGGCUUUUUUCCAUCUCAGAUGGGAACCUGGGUUUGAGAAGAAUGGCAUUUUUACAGAGCCUAGAGAUUUUUAAAAAAAGACAGAUUUAUCCAUUAAAUGAUUUUUUGAAAAGUACCAAGGGAAUUAGACGCUGCUGACAUGCUACGGCUUUCUUACCAUUACCUCAAACACAAGCAUGUCAGCAAUGUGGCAGUGACUGGGGUGUGCAUCA